Messenger RNA from Bombyx mori (domestic silkworm), 2007 nucleotides. RefSeq lists its product as uncharacterized. The transcript has 11 exons. Bases 1 to 1713 code for a protein of 570 amino acids. Gene Ontology annotation, molecular function: metalloendopeptidase activity; zinc ion binding. Lineage: Eukaryota; Metazoa; Arthropoda; Insecta; Lepidoptera; Bombycidae. The record is from RefSeq and is a predicted model, not a curated record. Gene Ontology annotation, biological process: proteolysis.
AUGUGUAUACGAUUUAUAAAGAAAACCAGAAAAAUACCUAGCAGAAGACUUAAUUUUGCGCCAGCAAAACUAUUAGGCCCGUUGCCAGUUGAUGAGAAAAAGGACAUUGGAUAUGAAAGCAGUGGAUAUGAUGAAAGCGUAUCCAGAUUCAAACAUGGAAUCGUUCCAUAUUACAUCGAUUCUAAAACAUAUGACGCUGAUUUAGCAGAAUCAAUUAUAAAAGCAUUCGAUUACUUUGAGAAAGCCACAUGCAUCCGCCUGCAAAGGUUACGUGAACGACCGACAGAUAAAGAAUCUUUAAAGUCUGUCAGUUGGCUGUACAUCACAAACCCUACCGGGAUACGCCAAUGUGUUCAUAGUAACGAACGGAUGGAAACUAGUGGUGUUCAGAUGAUCGUAUUAGGGUACGACUGCAUGUCCUCGGGUGAUAUAGCUCAUGAAAUCAUGCAUGUACUUGGUUUCUCGCACGAGCAUACACGGCGUGAUAGAGACAAUCACAUUACUGUAUUGUGGGACAAUAUAAAACCAGGUUACAAAAAAUACUUUGAUAUCAGCGAAAGAAAAUUCCAGAGUACAGUGGAAAGUCUUCCCUAUGAUCACGCGAGCGUUCUUCACUAUCCUUCCAGAGCGUUCUCUAGAAACGGGCAGGUCACCAUUAUCGCGAAGUCUGGCAUCCAAAUUGGUCAACGCACGGGCUUGAGUGAAACCGACAUCGAGAAAGUCAGUCUGGUGUACUCCAAAGAAUGCAUCAAAAGGAACAAGGACUACUUACUGAAAACAUGCCCAAGUGUUGUGAAAAACGGGGGCAGAGAGACUAAUAUAACACAACGAGAAAUUGAAGACUACUUCAAGGAUAGGCUAUGGCCAUUUGGAAUCGUAAAUUUUAAACUAAUGGACAAAAUAGAAUUUUCUGCCGAAGAAAAAGAAAACAUACGUUCAGUCAUAAGUCAUAUCGAAAAAGAAACAUGUAUUAAAUUCAAAGACGUUACCGACGAUAAUGAUUUACCUGCGUCGAAUGAUGUAUCAGAGAAACAAGUCGACGGUCCAAAGAAUGAAACAUCUGAUAAAGAUGACGAAGCUGCAAGUCCCAAUUUAUCUGAAAAUGAAGUGAAAACUAGCAAUGACGAAACCGAAAUGAAACAAGCAAGUGCCGAAAAUGAAGCCACAAAUGUCCAGCUGGUAAAACAAAACAAUAAUACGAAACGAUUUGCAAUGAAUACAGCAUCGGAAAUUCGUCGACAUGCAAUGCACAUUCUGGUAUUGAAACGAUCCACACAACCAGGUUGUACGUGUCCGCCACCGGGAAGAUUUGACGGAUAUAAAGAGCUAGAGAUAAACAGUGAUUGCUUCAAUUCCGUCAACGAUCUACUUCAUGUUUUCGUCCACGUUUUAGGCUUAGACCAUCAGCACAGCAUGUACGAUCGAGAUCAGUAUUUACAUAUAGUUUGGGAUAAUCUUAGUUCUGAUAUGAGAGAAGAAAUGAAAGUUAUCCUACCCCCGGCUGCUUCGGUUGGAUUCCAAUAUGACUAUCAAAGCGUUAUGCACUACCCGUGGCUGCAAAUUAAGAACGGAGUCACAAACAUUAUGUACCCUAUUUGGAACGACGGAUGGGCAAUGGGACAUUGGCAAGGACUUAGCUCGACGGACGUCCAGAAAUUAAAUCUACUUUAUUUCAACCAAUGCACGGCAAGAUCUAUGCAAGAAAACAACUAGUUAUCUCCAAUAAACAAUUUACAUUAUACAUUGAACGGUUUCUUUCAAAUUUAGUGCUCUUUAGAAAUAAAUUAAAAAAACUGCAAUUACAAAAAAACAUUCCACUUAACUUUCAAUGCUAAUUGAAAUUUAUAGUCGAAUUUCAUGUUUAGGCUUACACUACGGGCUUACAGUUAAAAUACAUAUUUAUUUAUUUUUAAAUAAAAUGACAAACAAAUAGUUGUUGUGAUAGAAGUUUAUUUAAUUCCUUCUUUUUUCAAAGAUUUAUUAAUAAAUUUCUGUGUUAAGUAACUA